This is a messenger RNA of Kazachstania africana CBS 2517, 813 nucleotides long. It is a transcript of the gene DCI1, whose product is annotated as putative dodecenoyl-CoA isomerase DCI1. Bases 1 to 813 code for a protein of 270 amino acids. The transcript has a single exon. Gene Ontology annotation, biological process: fatty acid beta-oxidation. Lineage: Eukaryota; Fungi; Ascomycota; Saccharomycetes; Saccharomycetales; Saccharomycetaceae. Gene Ontology annotation, cellular component: peroxisomal matrix. The record is from RefSeq and is a predicted model, not a curated record.
AUGAGUGAAAGAGUAAGUUAUACGAUUGAAGGACAUUUAUUUAUAAUUCGAUUGAAUGAUCCUAAACGUUUAAAUUCGUUAACGUUUCCAGAUUUCGUUAAGAUUGCAUACUAUUUAACGCUGAGUAAUAAGAAUGACGAUGUCUAUUUGACAUUGAUUCAAUCCACUGGAGAGUUUUUCUCUAGUGGAGGUAAAUUUGAAUCUGUUAUUGAUAAUACACCACGUCGUCAAGAUACCAUUGAAGAUAUAAUGGAUGUACUUGGAGCGGUUGCGUCACCGAAUGUGUAUGUAUCGAAUGCAUUUGCGAUGCAUGAUAAGCCGAUUAUAUGUUGUUUAAAUGGACCCGCAGUGGGAUUAAGCGCAUGUUUAGUCAUGUUAAGUGAUAUCGUGUACGCGAAGAAUGAUUCUGUUUAUUUAUUGUUCCCAUUUGCCAAUCUUGGAUUUGUGGCAGAAGUUGGAUCAUCCGUUACAUUGGCGGAAAAAAUUGGAAUCAAUAAAGCUAAUGAAGUAUUGUAUUUUGCCAAGAAAUUGGAAUUUAAUGCAAUGAUUGAUAAGAUAAUCAAUAAGAAUUAUAAUUUAUCGGAUACAGUUGAAUUUAACAAGAAAAUUUGUCAAGAUGUUAAUGAAAAAUUGAAACAAAUCAAUGCCAAUAGUUUGCGUAGUAUGAAAAAAUUGAUUAAUCAUGAUUUGAAAUUAAAAUUAGUUGCAGCGCAAUCAAUGGAAACUACAACCACUUUGCCCUUCUGGUUGAGCGAAGAACCAUACAAUCGUUUCAAACAGAUGCAACAGAAACAACGUAGACACAAGUUAUAA